Molecule: messenger RNA, 4283 nt
Organism: Eleginops maclovinus (Patagonian blennie)
Lineage: Eukaryota; Metazoa; Chordata; Actinopteri; Perciformes; Eleginopidae
Product: TNF receptor-associated factor 2-like
Exons: 10
Coding region: 1-1713 (570 amino acids)
Biological process (GO): regulation of apoptotic process; protein K63-linked ubiquitination; positive regulation of canonical NF-kappaB signal transduction
Cellular component (GO): cytoplasmic side of plasma membrane; cytosol
Molecular function (GO): zinc ion binding; tumor necrosis factor receptor binding; ubiquitin-protein transferase activity
Source: RefSeq, a predicted model, not a curated record
AUGGCUGCACAGGAGCCGUCUCCACCAUCCACCCUGGAAGGCAACAAACCGGGCUUCCCAAAGAAAAUCCUAGUUAACAACCUGGACGACGAGCAUUUGUGCAAUUCGUGCCAGAAAAUCCUGAGGAGGCCCCUGCAAGCUCAAUGUGGCCACCGCUUUUGUUCGUUCUGCUUCAACAAAAUUGUGAGUUCGGGACCUCAAAAAUGCAGCGCUUGCAUCAAAGAAGAAUUGUUUGAGGAACCCACCUCCAUUCUCAAGCAAGGCGGUGCCUUUCCUGACAACGCAUCACGGAGAGAGGUUGAGGCCUUGUCAGCUGUCUGUCCCAACGAAGGAUGCACGUGGACGGGAACUAUCAAAGAGUUUGAGGCCUGCCAUGAGGGAAACUGUGACUUCAUGAUCAUCCUUUGUCCCUCCUGCAAAGAGCUGAUGAGAGCCAACGAGCAGGAGCGCCACAACGAGAGAGAAUGUCCUGAGAAGACGCUCAACUGCAAAUACUGCAAAGAGCCCUUCCUGUUAAAGAACAUAAAGGCUCAUGAUGAGAUCUGUCCAAAGUACCCGAUGAUCUGUGAGGGUUGUGCAAAGAAAAAGAUCCCCAGAGGAAAGUAUGUGGACCAUAUUAAGUUCUGCACUAAAUUUAAAGCACCAUGCAGAUUUCAUGUUGUUGGCUGCGAUACGUCUGUGGAGAAAGAGAAGGCCCAUGACCACGAGAGGCAGUGCUCGUACGAACACCUAAACAUGCUCUUGCAUUUCAUCAUGGGCAUCAAGGUCAGCCUGGAGAGCCUGCAGCCCCAGAGCCUGGAAGCAGCUAGCCACAAGCUGCAGGAGCUGCACCAGUCCCUCCGGGAGCUGGAGCUCAAGAUGAGCCAGCUGGUGGGGGGAGGGGGCGCUGCGGUCCCCGUGCAGGGUGCAUGUGCCACGACCGUGGCCACCUCCUUCACCCCGCUGCCCAGUGGCGUGGCGGCUGCGCUGGAGCUACAGCUGCAGAGCGAGAAGGCCAAGGUGGUGGAGCUGAGCCGCCGCUCCUUGAAGCUGGAGCUCAAAGUCAGCACGUUCGAGAACAUCGUGUGCGUCCUCAACCGAGAGAUGGAGCGCUCCUGCACCAUCAUGGAGGCCUACAACCGCCAACACAGACUGGACCAGGACAAGAUCGAGAUCCUCAACAACAAGGUGCGUCAGCUGGAGAGGACGGUGAGUCUGUGGGACCUAUCCAUCGUGGAGAUGGAGGGGAAAAUGAGAGAGAUGUCUGCAGCCACAUACGACAGCAUCUUUGUGUGGAAGAUCUCCGACUUCACCAAGAAGAGGCAGGACGCCGUGGCCGGCCGCGCCCCAGCCAUGUUCUCCCCCGCUUUUUAUACCAGUAAAUACGGCUACAAGAUGCGCCUGCGGAUCUACCUGAACGGCGACGGGACGGGGCGGGGAACACAUCUUUCGCUCUUCUUCGUGGUGAUGAGAGGAAACAGCGAUGCACUCCUCAAGUGGCCUUUCAACCAGAAGGUCACCCUCAUGCUGCUGGACCAGAACAACAGGGAGCACAUCAUUGAUGCCUUCCGGCCAGACAUCUCCUCCUCGUCCUUCCAGAGGCCCGUCAGCGGUAUGAACAUCGCAAGCGGCUGCCCGCUCUUCUGCCCGCUCUCUAAACUGGACUCCAAGAACUCCUACAUACGCGACGACACCAUGUUCAUCAAGGCCAUCGUCGACCUCACUGGGCUCUAGGUAAAGAACAGGGGCCAUCUUGUUGCUCCUCACCAACUUAAUAUCCCCGGUAACUGCCAUCUGUCUUCAAGGUCUGUGUUGUUUAUCUUUGGUUUCGGUAUGGAUUGUUGGAGGGAAUAUACAAAGUUCCAGCAAGAAGAUGACUUUACAUUGACCAGUGGCUCCUCAUAAGUUUGUGUUCGACUAAAACAUUGAUGACUUACCAAAGUGACUGGAGAAGUGAACUCAGUAUACAUUGUGUGCCAGUAUAUGCCUGGGGACAGGUGUUCAUGUUUAUGAGCCGAAACUGUAGAAGCUGUCCAUUCAUGUUUAAACAUUGUUUCCUGCUGCUAAAGUCCAAACAAUAAUGCUGCUAAUUAGCAUCACUUCAAUAACAAUUCCAUCCCCAAAACAUUUCCACGUUUCUUUGGCUACAACAAGCUAAAAGGACACGACAUAUGGCCUUUAGAAGUUUAAUUGGCUAACGUGCUAGCAAAGUGUAUGCUAUACUCACAUGCAGUUGUGUGGUAAGUAAGCAUUUUACCACUUCUGUUGUUUUUUCUAACGUCUGGGGUUAACAAAGGUUUUCCUCAGGUUUUGUACCACGAUAUAAAUACGCCAGUAAAUACCACACCGGUGUCCGAAGCUAUGUGUAAUAAAAACAGCAGUUGGUAACAAGUCUAAUGACACUACUAAAUGUCCUCAUGCUGAACAUUAGCCGCAUUAAGCUAAGCGGUGUUAACGAGAAACCAUGCGCUAGUCAUGCAGCUGGUUUAUAGCCUUACAUUACCAUUUUACUACUGGCAAUUGCAUAUACUCUUCACAAAUCAUUAAAGUGUUUUAAUUAUGUGGAGAUUAUCCUGCUGAAUUAAAGUGUUGUUAGUUAGUUGUUAGUGUCAUAAACGUUUGUGCCAAAUAUCUUAUUUUCUGGAGUAUUUGAAAAUCCAAUCAAAAAAUCUCUUUGAUUUUUGUUGACAGCCUCUUGCGAUGCCAACUUCCUUGUUGGCCUACAAAAAGAAGAAAACUCCAAAUCACUCUAUACAGAGUAACAUUAGUGUCUUGUCUCUGGCCACCGGUGGUUAAAAACCUCAAUAUUUUUCUCCUUUAAGUGCCAGCUACUUCUGAGGGGCAUUUAUGGCUCUUGAGCUCGUAAGAUGUUCCACUAUGUUCUGCAGCGAGUCUCUAAUCUGAUCUGUCUGCAGGUAGGUUUGUACAGUGGGUUUAUCAGACCCUUUUCCUGGAAAUAACUGCAGGCUGCUGCUAACCACAUGAGUUCCAUGAAUUCUCACUGCUGUGUGUGUGUGUGUGUGUGUGUGUGUGUGUGUGUGUGUGUGUGUGUGUGUGUGUGUGUGUGUGUGUGUGUGUGUGUGUGAUGAUGGUGCACCUAAGCUUGCAACAUGCUUUCUGGCCCGAGUGAUAUUAGUAUAGCUGAUUCAUCCCAAAUUAGAUGUGUCAGAAGUAGCACUACAAUGAGCAUCAAAGCCAGAUUUAUACACUCAAAAAAUACUGUUAGAAUGAAUACAAUAACAAAAAUUAAAAAUACAUUUCUGUAAAACUCGACUUUAAAUUGGCAGAUUUGAUACUGGUCUGUAGCUUUUUAGAUUAGAAGCAUUUGUUGGUCUCUUGCUGUCCUAGGGCCUUUAACUCCUCACACAGAGCUUUUUUUCCACAAAGUCUGAGGCAGAUAAUAUGUUUCUCUAAUCACAACUAUAUCCCUAAAAAUUCUGGCUAAGUUGUGUGUAAUAUUCAUAACUGUAAAAAAGAUGUUGAAGCUUCGGUGAAGACACGGACUUAUAUUUCCUGUGGCUGUUCUUUACACAGAUGUAGAGACUUUAAUAUGGAAGCAGAGUUGAGCUAUAAAAAAGAAGAAAUGGUUGAUAUUAUUGUAAUAUUUCCUGUUUUUGGCUUUCUGGACAGGUUCAAACUGACCUACCUAUUACAGAAAACAAGUGCCUGUAACUUUAUUAUGUUCCCUGUGCUGUCCUGUGAGUUCAAACUUACCAAAAUGUGGCGCUUUGAUUUUGUUCAGUGUAUUUUUCAUUGGUAUUUUUUAUUGUUGUCAUGUGUGAACCUCCCCCCUUAACCCAUUGAUGUGACUAAGAAUGUAGUGAUUUUCACAGAUGAUUUUCAUGAGCAUCUUCAUCCAAACUCAUUCAGCAUGCCUUCAAACCUGAAGCUCCCUGUGCAUGAGAUGUUUCAGUAGAAAAAAGUAAAGAUUUGAAUUAUUUUUAUGAUCAAUAUAUACAGCAUAAUAUCAUAUUGUGAUAUCAUUUUGGGACUAACAUUGACUGUGCUGAUUUGGAGAUGUGUGCUGCUGUGAAAUGUAACAUAUCUGAUCAUUAUAUAGAUUGUAUUCUUUUAUUUAUUGAAUCUCCAGACUCCAGCCGGGGAACCGUGUCCCAUCCGAGCGGUUGUUAUGCUGUAUCAGCGAUAUUGACUCAUUGGAAAUGCCACACUGCCUCACUGUUAUUGCAACAGAAUUAACAAUAUGUCAAUGUGAUGUAUGUGUUUCAGUCAGACUGAAAGCUUUUCUUUACAUAUCUACUUCUCUGUGUAUGGCCUGUGUUGAGAUUAAGAUGAAAUGCUUUCAU